AUGACCGGAGGUGGCGUGCCCGACCGCGAUGACCUCACCGCGUACGCGACUGGCCGUCGACGCAAACAGCAGAAGGACGGCCAGCCGACCGAGGUCGGCGACAUCGUCUAUACCAAGAUCCGCGGCGGGAAGCGCGAAGGCGAGGUCGAGGCGAUCGCGCAGACCCAGGAGGAAGCCGAGCGGGUCUCAGAAGAGCUGGGGACGAGCGUGAAGAACCCGCCGAAGGUCGUGUUCUCUGACCAGCAUGGCCAUCGCGUCGCACAUAACCCGGGGACGCUCACUCAUCUCGAUGGUUCUGGCUGA
Molecule: messenger RNA, 303 nt
Organism: Fomitopsis serialis
Lineage: Eukaryota; Fungi; Basidiomycota; Agaricomycetes; Polyporales; Fomitopsidaceae
Exons: 5
Coding region: 1-303 (100 amino acids)
Source: RefSeq, a predicted model, not a curated record